GUCCGACGACCCGUCAGCUAAACAGUAUGGACCAGCAGAACAUCCAACGGCAACCUGAACCACACAGAAAAACAGGAGGAGGAGGAGGAGUAGAAGAGGAGGAGAAGAAGAGGAGGAGGAGGAGGAGGAGAAGAGGAGGAGGAUAACGAGUCAGCUAAACCGUAUGGACCAGCAGAACAUUCAAAGGCGACCUGAACCACACAAAAAAGGAGGAGGAGGAGCAGAACGAGGAGGACGAAGAGGAGAACGAAGAGGAGAACGAAGAGGAGGAGGAGGAGGAAGAGAACGAGGAGUACGAAGAGGAGGAGGAGGAGGAGGAGGAGGAGGAGGAGGAGGAGGAGAAGGAGAAGAGGAGGUGGAGGAGGAGGGGUCAGCUAGCAGAACAUCCAAGGGUGACCUGAACCACACAAACGACGAGGACGACGAGGAGGACGAGGAGGACGAGGAGGGCAAGAAAGGGAAACAAGACAAUGAAGAGAUGGGUAGGACAGAGAACAACGUCAAUAUGGUGGUAAUGGCGAAGGACUGGGAAGACGUGUCAGCACAUUAGAAGAGAUCGUUACGCGGAUCAACACUAAGCACCAGGCGGAUGAGGCACGGGAGCGGGCGAUGUGUGAAGAGGAAGAGAGAAAGAAGCGAGAUAAGGAAGAGGAACAACGAAGAGAAAUGGAGAAAAAGAACAGAGAAGAAUUUCAGUCGUCUAUAAGGCAGGAAUUGGCUGCGAAAUUGGAGGUAGUAAGAGAGGCUGUCGACGGCAAAAAAACUGCGGAAAGCGAAGAAAUGGCGAAACCCGAGCCUUCAACAAACGAAUACUUAAGUG
Messenger RNA from Chara braunii, 820 nucleotides. The record is from the annotation of a GenBank genome assembly. Lineage: Eukaryota; Viridiplantae; Streptophyta; Charophyceae; Charales; Characeae.